Molecule: messenger RNA, 2189 nt
Organism: Bolinopsis microptera
Lineage: Eukaryota; Metazoa; Ctenophora; Tentaculata; Lobata; Bolinopsidae
Exons: 12
Coding region: 160-1701 (513 amino acids)
Source: RefSeq, a predicted model, not a curated record
AGACAAGGUGGGCGCAAAUUCCAAUUUCUUGAUUUUCACAGACAUCAUUUGAACAGAAAAACUUUUGAAAGUUGUGUCUGGGUGAACAAGGAAGAAGGAAUAUUUAAAGUGCGAUGGCCGAAGGCACCAAAACAAUCAAAACCUGAAGAUUUGGGUAUUAUGUUUGAAUGGUGGAAUCUUAGAAUGGGAAAUACUAAACAGUACGAUGAACCUUCCAUGAUCAAGAAUAACUACAGAUCUGCCCAGAACUCCAAAGGUAAUUCAAAAGGAUUAAAGAGACGAAAAGAUCUAGAGUAUGGUGAUGGAAUUGGCACACCCUGGAGAGUACUCCAGUUUACGGAUAUAGUUGUGGAACCUAAAGAGCCUGAUGAAACUGAUCCCAGUAUAACUGAUCCAAACGGAGGUAUAGCUGUUUUUGAUCCAGGCGAAGCAUAUGCUGAUAUUAUUGUUGAUGGGGAGUUUGAAGAGGUGAAGAAUGGCAACCAAAAGUGGGAAAUCACAGUCACGGCGUUUGGUAAAAACCGAACAGAGCUCUGGAGUUAUACUUACGAUUUUGCAAGGGAAGGAUUUGGAAAGAAGAAACUGCUUGUUUAUGUCAAUGGUAAACGGGCAAAAAAUCUUGGAGAAAAUCUAAAGAAGAAUAUCCAUAACUUAGAUAUUGAAAAUCUCAAUUUGGACUACCCUAUUGAUCCAUCUUUACAUAAAAUGUUUAGUGAGGAAUUUUUCGAUCCCAGGGAUACCAAAAAACCGUUAACUACUCAAGAUACGUUUUGCCCUGGUUUUAUUUUGGAGGUUGACAACUGCUUCAACGUUUUUGUUACCAGGUUGAGCAUGGCACGAAUUUACUAUGGGCACCAUGGUGAACAAAACCAGUGGCAAAAACUAGAAUGGAUGAAAGAUGGUAAACGAUACCUAGAUUCUAUGGAAUCGCAAGAUGGUGUAAAACAAAUGGUAUUUUCGUACAAGAAGUUCAUUCGUACCUCCAGAGUUUACGAAAAUUGGCUAGAACAAGGCAAGCCUGAGAUAAGCCUGGUAGACUCAAAGGUAUUGAUGCCGGUUGACAAUGUACCAAGCAUGCAAAGGGGAUGCGAUUCUGGAUGUGACUUCUUCUUCGAAAUAGAACACAAACCUGCAAGAAAGAUAUAUAAGCAGAUAAGACGCAGGGAAGAACAAAACCCGCCUUCAAUAUUCGUGAGUGACCCAUUAGACGAUCUUUUUGGGAAUAUGACAGUUAACAAUGAAAACAACGGAGUAAACAACGUGCAUUAUGGAGCAAACAACGUGCAUUAUGGAGCAAACAACGUGCAAAAUGGAGCAAACAACGUGUAUUAUGGAGCAAACAGCGUGCAAGAUGGAGUAAUAAGCGUGCAUUAUGUAGUAAACAACGUGCAAAAUGGAGUGAACAAUGUGCAACAUGGAGUAAACAACGGGGAUUAUGGAGCAAACAACGUGCAUAAUGGAGCAAACAACAUGCAAAAUGGAGUAAGCAGCGUGCAAAAUGGAGCAGGCUUCGUGCAAAAUGAAGUAAACAGCGUGCAAAAUGAAGCAGGCACCGGGAAAACUUACUCCAUUUCUCAGGCAAAUGCAAUGGAUACCAACACCUUCGGUAUUUGCAAUCUGUGUAACUGUGUCCUGUGUAGCUGUAGAAAAGGCUUUCCCUUCGAAAUCAGCAAUGAACUCAGGACAUAUUAUCAGAUAUAGUAUGGAUUAUUUUCAAAUGGACAGAUACUACUUACCUCUCUGAUGGUGUAAUGUUGAAUUGUAUACUUUUAUUUAGAAUUGUUUAAUAAAGUAAUUACAUUACAGUUUCUACGAGAAGAAUAAUAUUCUUUUUGGUAUUGUGGAUCUGUUUUUUAGUCGAAUUGUCUCCGUCAUUAGAUUAUUAAAUCGUUUAUUUGGGUGAAUUGAUUUUAAGUUAUUCUUAAUUUACAUAUUUUGUGUUUUGCAAAAAUUAACCAUAGUUAUUUAUUAUUUAGCUACAAUGAUAAGUUGGCUAUCUUUCAUUUAAAUUAGUUAUCUAGAUAGGAAUUUAUUUCGGUGGUUUACUUCAGAUUAUUUUGGGAUGUUUCUGUACUCUUAAGUGAAUAAAUUAAAACCAGCUGGAAAAAGAAAUUGUAUAUGUAGAAGUAAGACUAAUUGUCUUUUAUAUAUGCCAGAAAAUUUAACCAAUAUAUGAUAAUGUUUUAGUC